Molecule: messenger RNA, 3201 nt
Organism: Lynx canadensis (Canada lynx)
Lineage: Eukaryota; Metazoa; Chordata; Mammalia; Carnivora; Felidae
Gene: MCM10
Product: minichromosome maintenance 10 replication initiation factor
Exons: 20
Coding region: 74-2698 (874 amino acids)
Biological process (GO): DNA replication; DNA replication initiation
Cellular component (GO): nucleus; replication fork protection complex
Molecular function (GO): DNA replication origin binding; single-stranded DNA binding
Source: RefSeq, a predicted model, not a curated record
UCGACAUUCCUGCCAUCUCCUGGGCACUGGAUUCUCCUUUGAAGUUCUCUAUCACAACUGUUCUCUUGACAGCAUGGAUGGGGAGGAAGAUGAUUUGUCUCUGCUGACUGCAUUGCUGGAGGAGAAUGAGUCAGCCCUGGACUGUAAUUCAGAAGAGAGUCACCGCUUGACCCAGGAAGAUCGUGAACCUGAUGCAUUUGAUGAGCUCUUUGAUGCAGAUGAUGACGGUGAAUCUUACUCAGAGGAGCCUGCUGAUGGAGAAGUGGGAGAGACUGAGGACCGAAAGGAAAAUCUGGCCGCUCUCUUUGGAGAUAUGGGGGACUUAACAGAUGAAGAAGAAGUUCCCACACCGCAGUCAACUAAAAACAGCGUCCCCACUGCUCCUGCUCCCAGUCAAGGGAAAAGUAAUCAAGAGUUGCAAGAUGAAUUAAAGAAGUUGCAAGAGCAGAUGAAAUCCUUACAAGAACAGCUAAAAAUAGCAACAAUUACACAGCCUGCAAGUCCAGCCCUUCUGCAUAAAUCUCCUGCUAAGUCCCCACGUCCCCCUCUAAAGGAGAAGAAAGUUCAGAGAAUUCAGGAGUCAACGUGCUUCGCUGCAGAGCUUGAUGUCCCUGCUCUACCGAAAACCAAGCGGGUGGCUCGGACUCCGAAGGUUUCACCUGCAGAGCCCAAAAGUUCGUCUUCAGGGACGACAAGUACACUUUCCCAACCACUCCGAACUACUCCUGGAAACAAACCUAGUGGGUUGACCAGAGAUCACAGCGCAGGGACCCCCAGGAGUUCUGGAGAACCGCAGACCGUGAUCUCUGUGGAAGCCUUCUCGGGCCUGAGACUCAGGCGGCCUCGAGUGUCCUCCACAGAGAUGAACAAGAAAAUGAUUGGCCGAAAACUGAUCAGACUUUCUCAGCUCAAGGAAAAGAUGGCAAGUGAGAAGCUGGAAGAAAUAGACUGGGUGACUUUUGGGGUUAUAUUGAAGAAAAUCACUCCACAGAGUUGUAAUAGUGGGAAAACAUUUAGUAUCUGGCGACUGAAUGAUCUCCGUGACCUGACGCGGUACGUGUCGUUGUUCUUGUUUGGAGAAGUUCACAAACAACUCUGGAAGACUGAACAGGGUACUGUCAUAGGGUUGCUCAACGCGAACCCCAUGAAGCCCAGGGAUGGUUCUGAGGAGGUGUGUUUGUCUGUUGAUCAUCCUCAGAAGAUCUUAAUCAUGGGUGAAGCUCUUGACCUGGGAACCUGUAAAGCAAAGAAGAAGAAUGGACAGCCGUGUACACAGACUGUUAAUUUGAACGACUGUGAGUACUGCCAGUACCACAUCCAGACCCAGUACAAGAAGCUCAGCGCCAGGCGAGCUGAACUGCAGUCAACCUUCUCCGGAGGACGAGUUCCAAAGAAGUUUGCCCGCAAAGGCACCGGCCUGAGAGAACGGCUGUGUCAGGAUGGUUUUUACUACGGAGGAGUUUCUUCUGUGUCGUACGCGGCCUCCAUUGCAGCUGCUGUUGCUCCUAAAAAGAAGAUUCAAACCACUCUGACUAAUAUGGUUGUCAAGGGGACAGACUUGAUCAUUCAGGAGGCCCAACAAAAGCUUGGAAUACAUCAGAAAAGCUUGUCUUGCUCUGAGGAAUUCAGGGAACUGAUGGACUUGCCUACAUUUGGAGCCAGAAACUUGAAACAACAUUUAGCCAAAGCCAGGUCAUCAGGGCUGACGGGGAGCCUGAAACCCGCUUUCCAGUCUGUCUCGGCGUCAGCCCUCUUGAAGCAGCAGAAACAGCACAUGCUGGAGAUGAGGAAAAAGAGAUCCGAAGAAAUACAGAAACGAUUUCUCCAAAGCUCAAGUGGGGUCGAAAGCCUGGCUGUGCCACCCUCUUCUCAACGGGCCCCUUCUCGGUCUCCACAAAUGGGGGCUGAGUUCCCCAGCCUGGAAGGAACACCAGCCACACCGAUGCCCAAGCUUGGACGAGGCAUCUCAGAAGGAGAUGAUGUUCUAUUUUUUGAUGAGUCCCCGCCACCAAGACCAAAACUGAGUGCUUUAGCAGAAGCCAAAAAGUUAGCUGCUAUAACCAAAUUAAGGGCAAAAGGUCAGAUUCUUACAAAAACAGAUCCAAACGGCAUUAAAAAGAAGCAGAAGGACCCCCAGGAUGUCCUGGAAGUGAAGGAACGUGUAGAAAAGAACAACACAUUUUCUCCUCAAGCUGAAGAUGAAUUGGAGCCUGCCAGGAAAAAAAGAAGAGAACAACUUGCCUACCUGGAAUCUGACGAAUUUCAGAAAAUUCUAAAAGCAAAGUCGAAGCACACAGGGGUUCUAAGAGAGGCAGAGGCUGAGCUGCAGGAACGCUAUUUUGAGCCACUGGUGAAAAAAGAACAAAUGGAAGAAAAGAUGAGAAGCAUCAGAGAAGUGAAAUGUCGAGUAGUAACAUGCAAGACGUGUGCCUACACCCACUUCAAGCCUUUGGAGACCUGCGUCAGUGAGCAGCACGACUAUCACUGGCAUGACGGCCUGAAGAGGUUUUUCAAGUGUCCCUGUGGAAACAGAAGCAUCUCCCUUGACAGGCUCCCCAAAAAGCACUGCAGUAACUGUGGCCUCUUCAAAUGGGAACGAGAUGGAAUGCUAAAGGAAAAAACGGGCCCAAAGAUAGGAGGCGAAACCCUGUUACCAAGAGGAGAAGAACAUGCCAAAUUUCUGAAUAGCCUUAAAUAGCCCUAACUUCAAACAGGUCGUGCCAAACUCUUCUCACCCCAUUACACUUCGACAGAGGGAAGGCCUCCCUGGUAAAGACCCAAAGACCCAAACAAUGUGCCUUCUGUGCAGGGAACCACAUGUGGCUGAGCAUCUUCAGCCAAGUCAGGUGUCACACAGCCAACUCCAGAUGGCCUGACCCAGGCUUCUGGCUUUGAAGGUGGAAGCAGAUCUGUGCUGCCACGCAGACCUUAGAAGUAGGGGCUCAGCACACUGUUUACUCUGGCACUUUCAGAGGCAGAACUCAGAGGCAUCUUUGCCUUGUAAAGAUGGUGGUUUCGAAUAGAGGUGCAGCCAGGCACCACAACAGAACAGGUCCAGUGUCUUAGAUGCACUGAUGGGCCUUGGAGAUGGGGUUCUCAGCCUCUCAGGAAGGUCACUCUGGUCCAGAAAUCGCUCGCAGACCACCUGCCUAAACUUCCUGCUUUGAAAAUCCAAGUCCUUUCCUUUACCCAUAGUAGUUC